GAGGAUUUUUCACUGAAGGACAAGCUCAGAAAAUCAGAGGAAUACAGUGUUUAAUUGCUGAAGGGGAGACCAUAGCUUGAGGCUGGUGCUGAAUUGUCUGCGGUGGUUCCAAGUGGCUCUGCACAGGAUGGCUGUGACCUCUCGGCUGGCUUGUCUCUUGGCUUGUUUGCAGUGUCUGUGGAGCCCAGCUGAUGGUGGGAAGCUGUUGGUUAUUCCUGUUGAUGGGAGCCACUGGCUAAGUAUAAAACUCAUAGUGGAGGAGAUCCAUGGCAGAGGACAUCAGGUAGUUAUCGUGAAACCUGAAAAUAGCUUGCUGAUCAAGACUCCGCUUCACUACACCACCAUAUCCUUUCCCGUUUCCUACAGCAAAGCUGAGGUGGACGAGCUAUAUGUAAGCCUCAUACAGAUGGCUUUUUAUGAUGGGACAUUUUACCAAAAGCUUAGCCAAACCCUGCAACAUGUGGAUAAAAUCAGGCAGUACUUCCUUCGCAUCUGUGAAGAUCUCUUGUUUAACACCAGGCUUCUAGAGGAGCUGGCCAAAGAGCAUUUUGACGCUUUGCUGACUGAUCCUUUCAGCCCGUGUGGUGCCAUUGUUGCGGAGUAUCUCUCCCUGCCCACGGUCAACCUGCUGCGAGGACUCCCUUGUGGUUUGGACAAUUCAGCCACACAAUGCCCCAGGCCGCUCUCCUACGUGCCGAGAAUUUUCACCGGGAACACCGACCGAAUGACUUUCCUCCAAAGGACUCUGAACGUGCUGGCCAAUUUUGCCGAGUCGCUAUUGUGCCACUUCAUCUACUCCCCUUUCGAGGAGCUGGCCCAGAGGUUCCUGCAGAGAGAUGUGACCCUGGUCCAACUGCUGAGUAAGGCCUCCAUCUGGCUGAUGCGUUACGACUUCACCAUUGAGUACCCAAAGCCCCUCAUGCCAAAUAUGGUGCUAGUGGGUGGCAUCAACUGCCAGGAGAGGAAACCUUUAUCACAGAUGGUGCACUGGCAAUGCCACCCUGCCAAAUAUGGCAACCUUCAUUGGCGCUCUCCACAAGAGGGCAGCUGGAAUGUACAUGAAGCCUGGCGACCAGAUGCACAUCCCAAAACGCGAGCUUUUCUGACCCAUGGAGGGUCGCAUGGAGUCUAUGAGGCUAUCUGCAGUGCUGUUCCAAUGCUAUUAUUGCCCUUGUUCUCGGACCAGAUAGAAAAUGCAGAACGUUUGAAGGUUCAAGGAGUUGGUGUAGUCAUGAGUUUGAAAGAUCUCAGCUCUCAGGGUCUAGUCGAAGCCUUGAACACAGUCAUCAAUGAUACCAGAUACAAGGAAGUCAUCACCAAGAUGUCUUCCCUCUACAAGGAUCGGCCAGUGCAGCCCCUGGAGAUCUCUGCCUACUGGGUGGAGUUUGUGAUGAGGCACAGAGGAGCUGAGCAUUUACAAGCUGCCGCUCACGACUACAACUGGAUCCAGUACCAUUGCCUGGAUGUCAUUGGAACUCUUGCUGCUGUGGUCUUUCUGUUCUUCUGCUUGGUGUUCAAGUGCUGCUUGUUCUGUCUACGCAGGGCAAAAGGUCGAGCAAAGAGGAAGUGUGACUAAUGUACCUUUUUUUCAAAAACAAAGUGAGCCUUCUUCAGAGUGCCUGAUAAUCCAAUGGAUAUAUUGUCACAGUUGUGUGUGUGUGGGGGGCAAUGGAGAUGAGCCCCACCAUUGCUCCCUGCCGACUGAAUCCACCAGCGUUCAGCCAUUCUGUUUCCCAUAGGACCAUGCGGUCUCCUGGAAGUCAACACACUGCUCACCUCCUGGCUGCAGUUGAUAUGAAAUUAAGCAGCUCAACAUUUCUGUUUCGGAAGAAAGAAUGAAUGAAUUAGUAUCCUCCACUUCAUUCAAAAUCAGCUUGAUGCAAAUGAUUGUAUUGCCUUGAUUAAAUGACAACUUUUGUAAGCAACCUUUUCUCUUUUGAUAAGAUUUCCUUAGGCAAAUUGUACACUCCCAAGUUUUAGAAAAGGUAAUUAAUUUAGGUCCUUCCUUCCUAACAGCACACUGUAAGUAUAUUGACAUCCCUUGGACUGCAGCAGUUCAGCUCACCACCACCUUCAAGGGCAAUUCAACAAUAAAUGCUGGUCCAGCUAUGAAUCCCCACAUUCUGUAAACAAAUAGAAGUCCUUUACAUGACAAACAAUAAAUACUUAUUUACCUUGACUGGAUGAUUGAAAAACCUCACACGCAUUUUGGCAGAUUCUGUUGUCUUCUGUCAGCCUGGCCAAGUCACCUCACAGUGAUAGCCCAAAGUUUGUCUGUCACAAGUCAUGGUCCCUUUGUUAAUAUGCCAGUUCGGAUCCUCUGUGAUGUGCAUAACUCAUUUGGCAGCACUCUCACCUCUGCACCAUGGCUUCACCCUUGGGCAUCCCAGCUGAUAUUUAUCCCUCCAGCAACAUCACUCCAAUAGACCAGCUGCCACUAACUCACUGCUGUUUGGGAGAACUUGCUGAAACUCGUAACUUUAAUGUGUUUAAUGCAUUGCAAAAAUAGGAAAUAAACUGAAGGACAUACAAUAUGGUGUGGAACUAAAUAGGUUGGUAGCACCCAUCUUGUUUAAUUUUAUGUACAAUAAAGAUUGUUUUGUUUGGCAAACUA
Molecule: messenger RNA, 2614 nt
Organism: Rhincodon typus (whale shark)
Lineage: Eukaryota; Metazoa; Chordata; Chondrichthyes; Orectolobiformes; Rhincodontidae
Product: UDP-glucuronosyltransferase 1A1-like
Exons: 5
Coding region: 128-1576 (482 amino acids)
Molecular function (GO): UDP-glycosyltransferase activity
Source: RefSeq, a predicted model, not a curated record